Messenger RNA from Dendrobium catenatum, 1016 nucleotides. RefSeq names its product ras-related protein RHN1. The record is from RefSeq and is a predicted model, not a curated record. Bases 163 to 765 code for a protein of 200 amino acids. Lineage: Eukaryota; Viridiplantae; Streptophyta; Magnoliopsida; Asparagales; Orchidaceae. Gene Ontology annotation, molecular function: GTP binding; GTPase activity. The transcript is spliced from 8 exons.
CGUCGACGAAAUUGCCAGUUGAUGCAAAAUUGAUUAAUUAGCGUGGAAGCAAACAUCAUCUUCUUCAUUUUCCUCGAUCUUGCGCUCUCUCUCCCUUUCUCGUGUCUCGUCGACGGGAAAUUGAUAACUGUUCUGCGUGUUUUCCUCUCUUGUGAAGCAACCAUGGCCACCAUCGGCAACAACAACAUCAACGCCAAGCUCGUGUUGCUUGGGGACAUGGGCGCUGGCAAGUCCAGCCUCGUACUCCGCUUCGUUAAGGGGCAAUUUCUGGAAUUCCAGGAGUCGACGAUCGGAGCAGCGUUCUUUUCACAGACACUUGCUUUGAAUGACGCUACGGUUAAGUUUGAGAUCUGGGACACGGCGGGGCAAGAGAGAUACCACAGCCUCGCGCCAAUGUACUACAGAGGAGCUGCAGCGGCCAUCAUCGUCUAUGAUAUCACAAGCAAGGAUUCAUUUGAAAAAGCGAAGAAGUGGGUGCUAGAGCUGCAGAAACAAGGAAAUCCAAGCAUGGUAACUGCGCUUGCAGGAAAUAAGGCUGAUUUAGAAGACAAAAGGAAGGUGACAUUAGAGGAAGCACGUGCAUAUGCUGAUGAAAAUGGCCUUUUCUUCAUGGAAACAUCUGCCAAAACAGCUGUCAAUGUGAAUGAUAUAUUCUAUGAAAUAGCAAGAAGACUACCCCGCGCACAACCAGCUCAAAAUCCAGCAGGAAUGGUUCUUUCAAAUACUCCAGCUGAGCAGUCAAAGGCUUCAGCAUGCUGUUCCUAGGGUUUUUCUUCUACGCUUAUGGCAGAGUUAAAGUUCCUCUCGUCUCUCAACACUGGGAGACGUGAUCGUAAAUGCUAUGUGAAGAAUGAAAAUGGUCAGUUUCUUUCCUUCUUCGUCUGGAUUCUCCAUGAGCGAUAGUGCAAUAUACUUGUCUUCAAACUUCAUUAUGUAAUAAAUUUGUUUGCUAUGAUCAAUCUUUUCUCUAAAUAUAUCCUCUUUUUAUCUAAUGCAUUUCCAUGUUAUCUUCUUGA